Molecule: messenger RNA, 3070 nt
Organism: Xiphophorus couchianus (Monterrey platyfish)
Lineage: Eukaryota; Metazoa; Chordata; Actinopteri; Cyprinodontiformes; Poeciliidae
Gene: slc49a4
Product: solute carrier family 49 member 4
Exons: 9
Coding region: 130-1527 (465 amino acids)
Biological process (GO): transmembrane transport
Cellular component (GO): intracellular membrane-bounded organelle; membrane
Molecular function (GO): transmembrane transporter activity
Source: RefSeq, a predicted model, not a curated record
GGGGGGGGCUGUCGGCUUGGCUGUUAUUAUUUUUGUACACGACAAUAGCUGAGCAACACGUCUGUUGUCCUUCAAACAGACGUAAAAGUUAGCUUUCGGACUACACCGACAACCGAGCGAGCGGCUACUAUGGGUGCCGCUUCGAGCACCGAGGCAGAAAGGGAGCCGCUUCUUGCUCCGACUUCCGCUGGGACUACUAACAGCCUGCCUGUAAACAGCCGAGUGUAUGGCAGAAGAUGGCUGGUUCUGACCCUGUUUUCCCUGCUGGCACUCAUGCAAGGGAUGGUGUGGAACUUCUGGGGACCCAUUCAGAACUCGGCUGUAAAGGCUUAUGGGUUCACCAAGUCUGACAUCGCAGUUUUGGUUCUGUGGGGCCCGGUUGGGUUCUUCCCCUGGUUGCUGUUUAUGUGGUUAAUGGACAAAAAAGGCUUACGGGCUUCCCUCCUGCUCUCGGCCUUCUUCAUGCUGCUGGGAUCGACCAUGCGAAGCAUCCCGCUGACAGACCUGAACCUCAGACGGUGGGUAAUACAUGGAGGCCAGUUUCUAAACGGUCUGGCCGGGCCAACCAUAAUGAGCGCCGGGCCGUACCUCUCCACCACAUGGUUCGCCCCCGACCAGAGAGCAACGGCAACAGCCGUGGCCUCUCUGUUCUCCUACCUGGGAGGCGCCGCGUCGUUCAUAGUGGGACCUCUCAUCGUUCCAGCUCCCAACGACUCCCAGACGGGCACCGCGUCUGCCGCACCGCCGUCCACCGCCUUCAUCCGGAACAGAAUCCAGCUGGUUAUGUAUGCAGAGUUGGUGGCGAUCGGGGUGUUUUUCGUAGCCGUCCUGCUCUACUUCCCAUCACGCCCACCCGUGCCCCCCAGUGUUGCCGCGGCUAGCCAGAGGCUCAGCUACAGGAGCAGCAUCUGCAGACUCCUCAGUAACUUCCGUUUCCUGAUGAUUGCGUUGGCCUACGCGGUCCCUACAGGAGUGAUCGGCGGCUGGUCUGGAGUCCUGGACAUGGUUCUUACUCCGGCCAAAGUCAGCCAGAUGAAUGCAGGCUGGAUUGGUUUCUGGUCUAUUGUUGGCGGGUGUGUGUUUGGAAUAGGAAUGGCCAGAUUUGCAGACUCCAUCCGUGGGAUGCUGAAGCUGAUUCUGGUGCUGAUGCUGGCAGGAGCCUCGCUGUCCUCGACAUGGUUUACGCUCACCUGUUUGAGCACAAUUACCCACCUCCCGGUUACUGCAGCCAUCCUCUACACUUCCUGCAUCCUGGUUGGCAUAUUCGUGAACAGCAGUGUGCCGAUAUUCUUCGAACUCUUCAUUGAGACGGUGUACCCGGUCCCUGAAGGCAUCACCUGUGGUGUCGUCACCUUCCUGGGGAACUUGGCUGCUGGACUUCUACUCUUCUUCCUCACCUUUUACCCAACAAACUUGUCAUGGCUGAACUGGUGCGUAACCGGCUCAUGUCUAUUCAGCCUCGUCCUCGUCCUUUUCUUCAGGGAGUCCUACGAUCGUCUCUACCUGGACGUCUUUGUCUCCGUGUGACGCUUACGAGGAAAGAAAAAAAAAAAGACGAAGAAAAUCAAGGCUAUUUAAACACCUACUCUUGCACAGUAAAGAGGAGAAAAGGGACACUGAGAGCAAGUUUGUGAGACGUAAAAUUUUAGGACGUAAAUGUAUAUAUGUAUACCUGUAAAGCCCCGGUGAGGGUGAUGCACGUUUCCGCCAUACGGAGGCGUCGUUGUUUACAUCUUAGAAGUAGUUAACCCAAGCUUUGAUGAUGGUUUGACCUGUUUUUAACGGUUUCCUCUGUUUGUCCGUGAAAGAAUUGAGGUGGACCCACCUGAACAAACCGUUUGCCCCUUCGCAGAAAGUUUGAGAUGGAAAGUCACUCUCCGGAAGCUUCCACUCGCCUGAUCUCAAAAAGAACCUGGAAAACUCUCCUCGAAGUUUACAAAAGGGACGUCAAACAGAGUCCAACUCAACACCGAGCGACUUUCAUGCACAUUGAAGUAAGGACUAGUCCCUUCAGGAAUUAAACUGGGACCUCCUUGUGUUUUAGUGCUGGCCAUGACUCACCAGGAGGCUUAACUGACCCUACAGCGUUAAGCGACCUGUGAUGUUGCCUGUCAGCAAAAAGGCGAGGCACUUGAAUUGUGUUUUAUGGCCCUCUCAAAAUGAAUAUUAUGCAAAAAAGAAAGAGGGAUGCCGUCAGAUCGACAGCUGGACGCCAGCCAAAGACGCGGACUUGCGACCGGACUCACCGGCGCUUCUCGUUUGGAAUGAGAAGCGCAUGACGGAGGGUUUUCUUUUCAGUUCUUCAGCCCACUUACAACUAAUAAUGUCCAUAAUUUUAACGUAACUUUAAUUUGUUUUGUACAGCUUUUUUUUGUUUUUUUAAAUCAUCCACUUUUCUUCCUAAGCGGUGUGCCAGUAUUUAUUGAAACAAAAAGAAUGUCUCAACACUAACAACAACCAGAAACAAGAAGUUUGAUGACGGACCUUUUUUUUUGUAUAUAUACAAGCCUACGAACGAUUUUUUUUUUUGUUCAAAGCACCAGCAGAGUUCUUUGCAGCAACUGACUUAAAAAAAAAACCGCAAAGUAGCCCAUCUCACGGAUUUGCUGCCUGAUGAAAACUACAACAAAAGCAUCUCCAUAUUAACAAAGCGAAUCUCUCCUGUAGAGGGGGAAAAAAAAGGUUUUGUCUAACAUGCUUAUUUUUUGGUGGGUUUUUUCCCCCCCAGAAACUAUAGAAAGUAUUUUUAUGUUUUUCCUCUGGAGAUAAAAAAGGCUGCGUAAUUUGUUCCUGGUGCUGUUUUUCCCUCUCUCGCCUUGUAAAGAAAAGGUUCUUUCACCUACAGAUGUGUUGCCUUAAUUGUCCAGUGCAGUGCAUUCAACCCCCUCCUCCUGUCCACACUGUGAAUAUUUUAUCUCUGGAUUAUGUCAAAGGUCAUUUUCUGUUUGUUUGUUUUUUACACUAGGUAGCGUCCUAGGAUUUGGUUAUUACUUUGUGUUCCUUUGGGGUAAAACAAACACGACCGUCAAAAAUGUUCAGCACCUUAUUAAAGUGAUGAUUUUACAAAUUA